This is a messenger RNA of Fimicolochytrium jonesii, 1462 nucleotides long. Its product is annotated as ArgK protein-domain-containing protein. Bases 91 to 1197 code for a protein of 368 amino acids. NCBI's taxonomy places the organism in Eukaryota, Fungi, Chytridiomycota, Chytridiomycetes, Spizellomycetales, Powellomycetaceae. Gene Ontology annotation, cellular component: cytoplasm. The transcript has 9 exons. The record is from RefSeq and is a predicted model, not a curated record. Gene Ontology annotation, molecular function: GTP binding; GTPase activity.
GUUCCUCCCUCUUGCCCUUUCUCACCUCCAGAUUCAACCCACAUCUCGUCCAAGUUACAACCACCAGACACAGGAAAAUACCAACCAACCAUGCGGUGGCAACACUCCCGCCACCUCUUCCGCCUGCCCUCGCGCUCCACCCCGCGCUGCCGCCAUAUCAGCACCGCCAACAGCGCCCCCGUCCUCUUCGACGGCCUCGUCAAAGGCAAUCGGCACGCGCUCGCGAAAGCCAUCACACUCGUGGAGUCGUCCCGGGCCGACCAUAAGCAGGAGGCGCAGAGGCUGCUUGCGAUGGUAUUGGAGCUGGGGAAGAGGGCGAGGGGUGGGAAGGGGUCGGGGUUGCCGACUACUUUUCGGAUAGGGCUGUCAGGGAGUCCCGGGGUGGGAAAGAGCUCCUUCAUAGAGACGUUUGGAUUAUACCUCAUAUCGCAGGGUCACAAAGUCGCAGUUUUGGCUGUGGACCCUUCAUCCUCCCGUACGGGUGGAUCCAUCUUAGGAGACAAAACCCGCAUGCCCGACUUGUCGCGGCAUGACAUGGCGUACAUCCGGCCAUCGCCGUCUUCAUGCACGCUAGGGGGCGUAGCAAGGAACACCAAUGAAGCCAUUCUUCUGUGUGAAGCUGGAGGUUAUGAUAUCAUAUUGGUCGAGACGGUUGGCGUCGGACAAUCAGAGACCAUGGUCUCAGAGAUGACGGAUUUCUUCACACUGCUCGUCGCGCCAGGAGGAGGGGACGAGCUGCAGGGGAUGAAAAAGGGAAUCGUGGAGCUCUCGGAUCUGAUCCUGGUCAACAAGAGCGAUGGCGAUUUGGAGCCUGCUUCCAGAGUCGCGGUUAUGGAGUAUCUUAGUGCGCUUAAGUUUGUUACGCGGAAUUGGGAAGGGUGGCGACCGGAGGUCCUGCCGGUGUCGUCACACCGAGGCAAGAACAUUCCGGAAACGUGGGAGACGAUGAAGCGAUUCUAUGAUGCCAGCGAGUCAGCAGGGGAGCUGUACAAGCGACGCGGUUCACAACGAACGCACUGGAUGUGGCGGCAGAUCAACGAUGAGUUGAUGUGGAGGUUGAAAACCGACAAACCCGUCCGGCAGAUGAUAAACACCCUGGAACCCCAGGUGUAUGAAGGACUCCUCACGUCGGGACAAGCGGCUGAUAAGGUGCUGCAUGAGUUUAUAGAUAGGCAGCGGUCGGGGCUUGUCAAGUGACGGUUCGCAAAGGCACAUGUUGAACAUCUGCUAUGCAAGGGGGUUUCAGAAGAUACUGCCAGGGUGGGAGGGAGGGUGCCGGAUGGACAUUACAAUAUGAAUUUCUCAUUAGCGCGCGGCGUAGGCCGUUUAUAGUUCAAUGUAGCGAUAGACGGAGCUGUAGGAUGACGGGGCGUAUUGAGGCGAAUGAAUCUUUACAUCGAAAUCCAUAGCUUUCGGACUGCUUUCCGGUCGGGGGAUGUCUGAACCUGACUGUGAACGCGUU